ACACUACAAUAUUCCUGAAAAACAAUAAAAAAAAAAUCGCAUUGUUAAUCUAUUUAAUUCUGUCCACAAAAGAUGGACAAUUUUGUAAAGACGCUCAUUGAGGAAGUCAAGUCACAGGGUGUCUUCGACGAGUUUCGCUUUAAUUGCUGUCUGGCGGAUGUGGACACAAAGCCAGCAUACCAAAAUGUACGCAAUCGUGUCGAGACUGCUGUCAACGAUUUUCUGGCCAAACAACAUUGGACACCAGACACAAACAAGGUGCAGUUGCGUGAGCGACUACGGAAACAUUUACUUGACUCUGAUGUGUUGGACAAGGGUGUCGAUCACAUAGUAGAUCAAGUGGUCAACCCAAAGGUAGCUACUAUAUUUGAGCCAAAGAUUGAAAGCAUUGCCUACAAAUAUCUGGGCAUCACCCCGCCGCCCCCACCGACCAACCCGCCUCCAAGACCACCGCUGUUACCAGCGCCCCCCUUACCGCCAUAUGCUGCCCAUGCUCUUGGCCAUAUGAAUGGAGGGGGCAAUAUGCUUAAGGUGGAGACUACCGCUAGCCUAUUGCCAACAGAUCUGGAGCAAAUCAGUCCGGAUUCCGAUCGAGCAACUUUCAAAUCUGACCUAAGGGAUGACAGCAAAGACGAUGAGCUGCCUCCUGGUGUAGAUGACAUUGAUGACAUGGAUUACGACGAGACAACUUCGCCAGCAUUUGAGCCUGCCGCAAGCAUUAAAGAAGAAAUUAACAAUGGCUCGCUUAACACAUCCGAUUCUAUUAAGGACGUCAAGGAGCUGGCAAAUGAUUCGCGAGACGCUGGCGCCUCGCAAGCCUCUCAGUUAUCACAGGUAUCAAGUGACAGUCGUCUAACCAUUGCCUCCACGGACGCACCGCAGCCAACGUCCACCAACAAUAGCGUGGAACUCACUUCAAACAUAGCCGCCAACAUGUCGGAGGAGGCGCAGAUGCCCAAGUUCAACGAGAACUCCAGUGAGACGAACGAAAACAGCGGUCGCCAGUUGCACUUUGAUAUCAAACAGGACGCGAUUACAUUCGAGGGAACUGAGCGCAGGAAUUCAUUGUCGGAGAAUACCAACGGUGGUAACACCCAUGCCAUCUUAAUUGAGGACGCCAUUAUGUGCGAAAUGAAGGCCAAUGUAGAUGAUGUUAAAAGUGUAACUAAAGAGCCGACACCGGAUCCUAUUCCAGAUCAAUUGACAAUCAGAGCAGAGCAACAGUCGGAGAAUACCUUUAGUCUGUUUUCAGACUCGACAGCGAACUCGCAGAAUCCCAAAGAUAGUUUAACUGCGACGCCUCAAGAGUCGGAAUUGCCAGAAGUACCUGAAAUAAAGGAAGAUUUGACAAAACCUGACGAAGCAAAGGCAACCGAACCUGAAGUUGCAUCCACAACGUUACCAAUUCCAUUGGAAGAACUUAAGUUGGCUGAAUUAACAACAUCACCUGCAUCGGCUUCCUCGUCGUCGCAAACAAAGAAACAUUCACACUCAAGGGAUAAGGAUAAGCGCCAUCACUCGCAAUCCCACUCCGAUGAAAAGCAGCGCAGAAAGUCGCGCGAACGGGAACGAGAACGUGAUCGAGAACACGAUAAAUCACGUGGCAAAACUUCUUCCAGCUCAAAGCACUCGUCCCAAUCAUCCAGCUCGAAGCACAGGAGCAGCAGCUCCAAAUACGAAAAGAGCUCCACUUCGACAACGUCCAGUCGCAGCAAUCAUGAGUCCUCCACUUCCAAACGUUCCACGUCGCGUCACGAAUCAUCCACACACAAGAAACACAAGUCUAGCUCUUCAUCGUCACGUUCUGAUCGUGACAGGACAAAAAGUCGAGAAACCAGAGAAAGCCAUAGUCAUCAUAGUCGCAGUCACAAUGGCAGUAGCAGCACAUUAUCCACGUCAAAACGGAGUGAUCGCGAUCGGGAGCGAGAUCGCAACAAGUCAAGUUCAAAUUCUACCUCAAAUUCUGCCUCCAAUUCCAUAAAUCCGCCAGCAUCUGCAGUCAUACAGGACGAUCAUAAUGAGGUCAAAGCAAAGCUACAAAAACGCCACAGCAACGACUCGAAUGAUGAGGGUAAGCCUCCUGGCGCAUCUGGAAAAUCUCCCCCUGAAUCUACCGAGUCCCAAACCAAAGAGACAAGAACAGAUUCGUCAGCUCAGAACGGCAAACCGACGGAAACCAAUGGAACUAAUGGCACAAAUGACAAUCACACGCCCAGCAACAACGACUCCGUUGAUGAGAUUGUGGAUGCCGGCAAUGUGAUCAUUGUUAGCGAUAUACUGCAACAGUCUACGGUCAGUUUUAUUGAGUUGAGCAGCGCGAUCGCACCUUUGGUUUCAGCAGAAGACAUGAACAAACCCGAAGAGAAGGAAACACACUCAAAACCGGCGCUACAAGUUGUAGAGUCAGCUGAAACAGAGCCACCAACCACAUCCACGGAACCUGUUGUUGAACCAGAAAUUAAAUCAGCAACUGAGCCGAAAUCCGAUGUCGCUAAUGAACCUACUGUGGAGCCAGUGAUUCCAGAUCCUGAUCCAGAGAUUCCUGCAAAAAUAGAAUGCGCGCAGGAGAUUUCUACUGAAUCAAACACCCCAGAUAAUUCCUUUGUUGAGCCUAGCGUAGAUACGAACCUGGAGGAAACAGCCAUAGCUGCAGAUAUUGCUCCGAAUUUAGAACCCAUCAAUGAAUCCUCGUCGGUUAAAUCAAUCCCAUCGCAGCCGAAUAAUGAAAGCGGAGAAACAUUCACACACUUCGAGGAGAAUGCUGAGGAAUUUAAUGCGCGUUUGCAACUGAUUGAACAUAACAUCAAGGAUCUUCGCAUGCUUCUUAACGUCUUCAGUGAGGCCGAGGACACAAGUUUCCCGCGUCGCAACAGCGCAAAGCGUCGCCUAAGCAGCGAGGCAUCCUCGUCUAAGGAACACAGCAGCUCCAGUUUCAGCAGCAGCAGCUCCGUCAGCCCAAAUGCGAAAGUAAAACGGACGCGUCGUGACGAUGCCAAGACCUCACCCACGCCAUCGGAAAUCAGCGUGAAUUCCAAGGAGAACGAAGAACUGGAAAAGCACGACAAAGGUGACCUGUCCUCGAGGCGUCUUAGCCAGAAGCUCUGCCAGCAGCAGCGCUACACCAACGAUGAUCUCUACAAACCCCGUCCACUUUUGUCGCAGCGUUCGCGUCGUCGUGGUCUGGAUUCAAUCCUUUAGCUGGUGCCUGGUGUAUAAAUUUAAUUCAUCUUAUGAGAAAGCAAUAAAAAAGGCAAUUGUUGUUGUUGCAUUUGACAUUAAA
Drosophila innubila is the source of this 3280-nucleotide messenger RNA. It is a transcript of the gene BOD1, whose product is annotated as biorientation of chromosomes in cell division protein 1-like 1. The record is from RefSeq and is a predicted model, not a curated record. Bases 73 to 3198 code for a protein of 1041 amino acids. NCBI's taxonomy places the organism in Eukaryota, Metazoa, Arthropoda, Insecta, Diptera, Drosophilidae. The transcript has 4 exons.